CUGAUUGAAAAAAAUCCUAACAUCAAAGCCUGGUGGUGAACGCAUUAUGCAAGAGUAUGGAAAAACCAAAUCUCUGACAGAUGCCACCAGAAGACAGAUGAUCAACAUACUUGCUGCUGAGAUGACAGAAACACAUGGGACAUCCCCCCCCAAAAGUGUCAGAGUGAUGUAUGCACAGGGGAUAGUAGCUUUGUUUCCCUAUCUAGAAGACCCAUACUCACAACAUGGAUAUGAUCAUUACUACGAUCCGGAGAGUGGUUCCGGAUACCUUGCAUGGCGAUUGAAGACCAUACAAAGAAAAACAGCAGAGGAAAGAGGUGCCUCAGUCAGCAAAUCUCCUAAAGUUGGUGGGCCAGGCCGUGAUCGUCAGCCCUUCACCUAUGACAGAGAGCCAUCUGAUGAGGAUGUGGAAGCAGCUAUUGCUGUUUUGAGACACUCUGCUGAUGAAAACACUGUCCGUGAGAAGAUGAAAAUGACCUUCAUAUAUCGGCAAGCAAUGGUCAACGAUGAAGCCAAAUCAUCAGAUGUCUUCUCGGUCUUCCCAAGAUUUCUGGACACACCAGGACUGAUAGAACAAGAUUUCAGACUUCUGUUUGGUGAGGCCACAGCCAACAAAUUCUUGGAGAAGUGGCCAACCACUUUCAAAGCAAAAGUAAUAAAGGAAAGCCAUGGACUUGUAUCCACCACAGAACUCUUGGAUUUGAUGCGCAAUGCUGAGUCAGCUGCUGAAGUUGAGAAUGGCUGGGACAGUGACAUGUCUGCCAUCUUGCUGCUGCUACAUUUGCUACCACCAUCUGCACAAGGUAGAAAGAGGCCGGGAAAGAUGUCUGCAUAUCAAGCUGUAGAUCAGCUCAUCAGAUUUCAAAAGGUUGGAACCAGUGUGCAGCAGCAUCUUGACAACAUCACCCAAAGCAGUCAGCCCUACCUUCUCGCCCAGGGAUCCACACAGAGCAGCAUUCACUCCUACUUCAUUGUGGUUGACAAGCAUGCUCUUCCAUGCAAGGCAACAGGUUCAGUAGGAGCUUUUGACGAAGUCUUUAAUGCCCAUUACGUAUUUGGUACGUCAUACAGUUCUUCCUUGAGCAGCUUUUUCACUUUUGUGCAAACAACCAUCUAUAACAUCGACAUGGGGGAAACAAAGGAGACUCCUAGAGUUGCUGAGUUGCGAGCAAGAAUGGUGCGUUAGUUGAGAUAAAACUAUGAAGUGUUUUCUUUGCAAAAGUGACCAUGGAAGUCCAAACAACCUUGUUAAGCACCUUAAGAUAAUUCAUGGGCUAUGUACAGGCAGGACUCUUUUUCUGAAAUGUGGUCAAGAAGGAUGCUCACGUUCUUUUGGUAGCUUUUCUGGUUUUAGAAAACAUCUUAACAAGUGCCACGGAGAAAGUUUAGUAGAUUCUAUAGAAGAUGAUCUUUCAGACCCUCAAAGUACCGUCAACACCAGUAAUAUUUCUCAUGUUGAAGUGUCGACUGAAUGUUUAGAGGCUGAGUCAGAGUUAUCUUCGCCAUACAUUGUAAAUAGUUGUGCAGCUGUUAUUUCUGAUCUAAAGGCAGCAGGUGUUGGUCAAAGUACAGUAAAUACUGUAGUGAUUUCCAUGGAAGAGAUUGUUCAAGAUAUUCAUCAGCAUGCUAAAGAAACAGUGAUAAAGCAUGUAUUUAGUAAUGAAAGAGAAACAGAAAUGUGCAAGAAAGUUGAGGCGUGUUUUGAGGGGUUAGAGAAUCCUUUCACAGUUCUAAAUUCGGAAUACAAGCGAUCAAAAUGUAUGACUGCCAAGUGGGAAAUAGUAGAACCAGUUGAAUGUGUGAUUGGUUCAAGAUUUGACACAAGACGAAAUAAAAAGACUGGAACAUAUGAUCAGGUAGUAGUUCAAGAUAAAUUCAUGUAUAUUCCAAUUUUAUCUACACUGCAGUCAAUAUUUAAAAGUCAGUAUUUUGCAGAAAUGUUGCAAAGCUCAGCUACCAGCAACUCUAGACUGAGAGAUAUUUGUGAUGGAUC
This is a messenger RNA of Coregonus clupeaformis (lake whitefish), 1993 nucleotides long. RefSeq lists its product as uncharacterized. The transcript has 7 exons. Bases 47 to 1186 code for a protein of 379 amino acids. The record is from RefSeq and is a predicted model, not a curated record. NCBI's taxonomy places the organism in Eukaryota, Metazoa, Chordata, Actinopteri, Salmoniformes, Salmonidae.